Molecule: messenger RNA, 1017 nt
Organism: Eufriesea mexicana
Lineage: Eukaryota; Metazoa; Arthropoda; Insecta; Hymenoptera; Apidae
Product: growth/differentiation factor 2
Exons: 1
Coding region: 1-1017 (338 amino acids)
Cellular component (GO): extracellular region
Molecular function (GO): cytokine activity; growth factor activity
Source: RefSeq, a predicted model, not a curated record
AUGAAUCCCUUUCAGUACUUCUUCCUGGUCUGCGUAGGGACCUUCUGUGCCUACGGAUUGUGGAAAACAGGCUCCCUCUCCUGGCAGACCUCGACCGUUCACGCGAAAGCAUCCAUCCAGUUCGACCUCUCCAUCCCAGCCUCCUCGCCAUCGGCUCUUCAUCGAUUCUCGAACAAAACCAACAGAAGAAGCAUCGACAAAAGCCACAGGAAGUACAGAGGUGUGGUAUCCAAGUACAUGCUGGAGCUGUACCAUCGGAGAUCAGACGUGGACAUAGUUCGAGCAUUGGAACCUAUCCACGUGUCAGGUCCAACCAAUGAUGGAGCCAGGAUCCUGGUGUUCUCGGUGCCUCCAGUGGACCCUGACGAAACUCUAGAGACAGCUGAAUUACUCGGCGUGGCUGGAUCCAUCCUCAGAGUACGUACCAACCACGUGAACGCUUCUGGAAGCUCUAAAUCGAGGAGGGAUGAUAGCUGGAGAGCCUUCAACGUUACCUCUGCAGUGGCUACCAGGAGUGGUGGCGCUGUCAGCUUCCGAGUGUACGGUAGAGUUGGCUAUCAUCCCUGUGGGGAUGGUCCAAUCUUGCUACUCAGCUAUACCAAGGUCAGGAAGAAGCGACCACGACGUUCCAUUCAAGAAGAAGACACAGAGGAGACCGAUGGUCCUCGAAGGAGACGCAAGAACUCCUGUAGACGUCGUUCCCUCUAUGUAGACUUCGCGUUGAUUGCCUAUGACGAGUGGGUCGUUGCUCCACCUGGCUACGAGGCGUACCAGUGCUCUGGGAAGUGCUUCUAUCCAUUUGGGGACCAUCUCAGCCCCACAAAACACGCGAUCGUGCAGACAUUGGUGCACGGAGCUCUGCAAGGUGUCGAGGGAUCAAGCAAACCGGUUGGCAGGGCCUGUUGUGUACCGACCAGGUUAGCACCUACUAGUCUACUGUAUCUGGAUGCCAGUGGGACUUUGACUUAUCAGUACGGGUACGAGGACAUGGUUGUGGCUGAGUGCGGCUGUCGUUAA